This is a messenger RNA of Hymenoscyphus albidus, 4566 nucleotides long. Lineage: Eukaryota; Fungi; Ascomycota; Leotiomycetes; Helotiales; Helotiaceae. The record is from the annotation of a GenBank genome assembly.
AUGGAUGCACACAUUGCAGGCAGGUUAUUGGUAGCGCAACCCACAGAUGUUUACUGACUAAAUGUUCUCAUAUACAGGUUGAAGAAGAUCAAGUGCGGGGAAGAACGUCCACAUUGUGCCAGAUGCGUGAGAUAUGGUUCAAAAUGUACCUAUCCUCGUGAUGUCGAGGUUACCAGAGGAGGUUCUUUUAGCACUUUCGCCGUCAAGCCGAUUACGCCUCCACGCAAAGGCCAGUCCCAUGAAACGGGCCACAGAACUGUAUUCUGGCAGGAUACAACCAUCCGGUAAGCUUUGGGUUCGAUCAUGAAUCCAUAUUCUGUUUUUAUUUUUCGCAGUCCUAAGUCUUUUUUCCUUAGAUCCUGCGAAUCCCCCGUCUCUUCGUCGCCCACAUCAGACCAAUCCUCGUCGCAAGAAGCGGACACAAACUCGAAAUUGUUCCCCAUAUAUAAAUAUCGCAUUCCCAUACCAACCAAGACUACACUUCCCCUCGUAAUCCCAGGAACACAAGCCGAACGCCAUCUUUUUCACUAUCUUCGUAUCCGAGUACUUCCAGAUACUGGUGGCUCUUCCAACCAUAACUUCUGGAGAGUUGCUGUCCUUUCUCUUUGCCAUCAAAAUUCCGUUGUCAGAUCGGCUGCAUUGUCUCUGGGCUCUUUUUAUCUUGCAAAACAUUCCGAAAACUCGUCUGAUGGUCUCAAAGCCUUGAAACAGUAUCAUUUUGCGUUGCAAGCAGCACGAAACUACCUGAGCAACCGCACUGAGCCUUUUGACGGUCCACUUUUGAUAAUAUGCCUUCUGUUCUACACCAUCGAAACCGCUCGGGGAGAAUACGAAGCUGCAUCCAACCAUGUUCUUGCGGGGUUGAGAGUACUGAGAAGUUGGAAUCAUAAUGAUAGGACUAGCGAUAUAUCAAAGUCGAAAAGAUUGGGCGAAUUCAACGACAUCAGCAUCCGUCUCGCCGGCCUUUUCAGUUCCUUGGACGCAAAUAUGCACAACGGCUCAAACUUAACUCCCCCAAAUUUAGUAAUGACUUCAUUGGACGAGCGAUCUGGUUUGAAGUCUUGUAUUCCAAUGCCAAUAACUGGGCAUGCAGACGCUGCCAGAUCUUUCGGCAAACUCAACAACUGGCAUCACCAUUUUCUUGCUUCGAUUGCGAGCAUCUCGCCCCCUGUGUCCCUUGAUAGAUUACCGAUACCUGUUAGCAAUGAACUUUCAUAUUUGAUGGAAAACAUGGAGCGUUGGGAGACCUCCAGUGACCAUUUAAUCUUACCAAAUCAAUCGUGGAAACAGAUUGCUGAUACCACCUGCCUUAAAGUCCUCUGCCUAAGGAACAAAAUCCUCUUCCACAGUACUUUGGCUUCUCUCACAUCCAGCCCAAUGCUCAUUGAUGUAAAUCAAGAUUUCAAUCGCCUUCUGGACAUGGUUUCCAUGACGACAGAUGCGAUGGCAGGGAGUCCCGAGAGGAUUGAAGUAAUCAAGCCUUCUCUAUUCAUGAGUUGUAUUCUAGCUCCUCUGACGCUUGUUGGCAUUACUUGUAGAUCAAAUGAGAUGCGUAAGAGAGCGGUGAGACUGUUGAAACUGUGGCCGGUCGAGGAAGGCAUUUACGAUGGGAAGAAAUUCGCUCGAGCUUUCGAGAUGGCAAUGGAUGUCUCUCGGCAGGUAGAUUUGGAGAAAGACGAAGACACUCAACUCAGGCUGUUCCGUGCAGCAUUUAUCAAUUUCUUGAAGCAGGAGACUGGGAUUUGCCUGCCUCCCAGCAGCGUAUUCACGUUUCCAGCUUGAUUCAGAGCCAGGCGUGCAAGCAAUGAGCUUGAAGUGCGUCUUUCCCGGAUAACUUAGUCUCCCGAGAAAAUUUUAGAAAGUACACCAGCCAGUUCUCGGAGGAAUUCGACGAAUUGAGAUGGUUUUAUCUGAAGAGGAUCAGAAAAUUGAUACGGUUAUUUCAAUAGACUCGAACCAACAAAGUAUUCAUCUUGAAAUAUUCAGACUAUUAGCUUAAUUAUUUCCCCCUUCGAGGCUAGAAUAAUUGGCUUGAAGCUUACUUCUUUUUCAGAAGUCAUUUACAAUAUACAAAGCAAAGAUUCUACAGGACUGGGCACAAUGCAAGAGUGGACGAUUUUUUCAUGGUUUCUCAUUGCGCUACUGUAAACCCUCAAGAAGAAACAACUGACUCGAGUACUGCGAGAAAAUACACCAAGAAAGCAUCAGACGCACACUGGAGUUAUCCCAUCAAAACCAGCUCGACGAUUUCCCUCCCUCGACAACUAUCUAAAUCACUUCUUCAUACCCUUCCACGCUCUCCCAAAUGAGUUUCACAUCUUUGCUUGUAUUAGGUUUCCCACUAGUACUAGCUCAGACUGGGCGUUCCUAUCAGGUACUUUCCUGAUACUUACAUUAGAUGUUUACCUCAAAUGAGGCCGCAGAAAGAAUAUGAAAGUAGUGGAAAGAAGAGUCUCAAGUGAUAGAUGAAAAUCGACGCAGCCAGAACGUCGGGACUCAGCGUCUCACCCUUUUCCCACCAUUACAACAACCCAUUCCCAACCCUUUACGAGAAGAGAUUCCACCAGAUGACCGCAGUCGCAACACCAACCGCGGUUGUCACCGCACUUCGUACAGGGUCCAACUUUCCAAUUGCAACUGUUACAUCAGGCCCAGUACUGUGAUCAUCAUAACAUUGUCCUUCUACAACUCCUUUCAAAUACAUCACAGCUGUACCUGAUGCCUUCAAUGGCGCAUUGAACCACUCGUCAAACUCGUCCCACUCAGCAUUGUCCGCUCCACCUUCAAUAAUUGAGCCGAUCUCGAGCACCGGGAUUGGCAAAAGGACCUUGGAAUAGGAUCUGACAGGCGCAAUAAGAUCGUUAAACUGGGGUGUCAAAACUCCCGGUGAAUAUAUGAGCGGCCUGCCUUGGGAACUGUAUGUGGCGAUGGCUCGAGUUUGCGGUGGCUGGACGAGGUUUCCUCUAAUGACACAAAACAUCAUGACACACAUGAUAGCAGCGAGAAAGAUAUCCGACAUCUUUCGGCACCAGUUGGCAAAUUUGGUUGAGGGCUUAAGCUUCUGCCUGGCGAUAUGACACAAUUCACGCUCAGUGGAUGCUCUUUUCCUCUCGAUCCUCGCGCACGUAGUGAGCUCGAUGCAUUGUGCCUGAAGAUAAAAGAUCUUUUGGGUGUGGUAGUAAUCGUCCUCCUCCUUCCCGAGACGAAAGGCUUCGCUGGAAUCACGAGCGACCUUUCGUGCCUCGACACAUUUUGCAUUGCUGCACCAUCGAGUCAUUCUCUCCUUUGGAAUGGGUAUCUCCUUUUGGGAAGGAGCCUCCUCUUUCGUAGGCGUCGCAUGCUCAUUGGUCGGCUUCUCGCCAUCUUUCGUAGGCGUCUCGUCCUCCUUUUCGGUCGGCAAUUGAGGUUUAGGACGAUUUCUGUGGCGGUCCUUCUUUUUCUUGGGUGCUGUUGUUGGACCAGCUUCGGCUGAUUCAACUCCUUCGAGAGCAGCCUUAUCCAAAGCAUCUGCGCCUGCACCUGCGUCUGCUCCUUCUGCGGAGUGUAGAACAAUGCCGAUUUCUGCCGCAAUGGCGUGCGACUUGGAUACGAUGGCAUCGAGGGCAUUGCGAAGAUCCUCAGAUGAUUCCGCCAGGUUUUCCUGGGCGAAACCACCCUCCUUGAUCGCUUCUCCUCUUUUCCUCAUUGCGAGAAAAAGAUCUACCACCGAGAAGAGCUCCUUCUGAAGCUGGCUCUCCUGUCCCCUUGCCACAAUCUCCAGGUACUCAACCUCACUGUCACGAGAAGCCAAGAUUGCUUCUCGACUCUUUUCGAGGCUUGCUAGGAGGCCGAGACGGUGCCUACAACCGUCGCUGAGCCCCGCGCCCCAGUCCCAUUCCUCUUCGUAGGCUUCGCAUUCUGGAGUAAUACCUACAAAGGUUGACAUGGCUACGAGCUCUCUCUCUGACGGGCUGUUCUACACCUCUUGGAUAGUAUUCUUUGAGGAAAAGGACACAAGGGCUCCUCACACCAUCCCUGAAAUGACGUCUCUCUUUGGAAGAAGAGCCUUCUUUAAGCGCCUUCCUAAGUGAGUGAGAGCCUCAUUUUCUUUGUUGGUCUAACGGCAAUUUAGGACAACAAAGGAAUUAAACCCUUCUCUUUGAUCAGUCUUUUUUGAUGUUUCUGAAAAUACGACCAAAAGUAUUUAGAGUCCUUGUUCAGUGUCUAAUGGCUUAAGGAAGCAAAGGUAGCUAGCUAGACUACAAACGCUUAUAUGCCAGCGCCGAGUCACGUGAGUAAACCGAACGUGACUGUAGCGACAUGGCAUUGACAUUGUGCCUCUCCCGAUUUCGACCGAGUAACUCUCCCUCGUACUUGGGAGCCAUUGUUCGUUGGUUUGGUCGUGGUGGUCGUGGUGGUCGUCAAGCUCCUGACAUCAGGAUGAGCAGAGGAUACCUGUCAAGGGUCGUGAAAGAAAUUAGUGCUAAUUUGCUAAUUUGGUGGCUGGGUAAAGUGAAGGUGAAUUGAGAAAAAACUUCAAUGUUGCUGACGCCGUGGUAGAAGUCUUUUCAAGCAGUGAAUUACUAU